CUUCAUUUCCCUCAUUUUGGAAAAAGAAUUAGUUUGGACCCGGUUGAAGUUAAAGGGUGUGAUGACCAGCUGGGAAGAUGAGUCGGGGACAUCUGUGGCGGAGCAGAUGGGGCCAAACUGCAACUUUGGCAUGUCUCUUCCCAACUAUUCAGAGGAUACAUUUACCUCCCUGAGUGAAGAAGAAGAAGAAGAUGAGAAGCAGUAUGAGGACGACCCAUUUGAAUCUUAUGACUCAGUGGAUGAGUUGGAAGAGCCGGCGGCCUCUGAUCUGCCCAAGGGCGCUGGGCAAUCCUCAUGUCAAAAGGAUGAAGAAUUUUUAGAUUCUGCAUUCAUAGGAGAGUCUUUAACUAGAAAAUGGAUCAAUCUUCUGAAAGGCAACAGAACUAUCACCGAGAGAGCCAAACCUUCCAUGGAACCAGAUACUGCGUUACCAGGAAUUUCUGAAGGAUCUGAAGAAGAACUGGGGGCUCUGCAGUCCUUCUGUGCCAGCAGGAUUAGCCACCUUCGUCGUCAGAGGAUCUCAGAGCCACUGAGAAGAAGCAGCCCUAAGAAACAGAGGCCUAGGAUGGUUUCAGAGAGGCAGCUGACGGGAGGUGGCGACUGUGCGGUCCCUUCUGAGCUGGUCAACAGGCUUCAUCUGAAAAGUUUCAAGGAGAUGAUGAAACAGAUAGCAGAAACUAAAAUGCACCAACCUUCACAAUGCCCCUUUUGCAUGAAGAAAAGAGCAGAGUUUGCAGAAGUUGAAUUUCUCCGUCGAAAGAAAACUAUAUUAGACAAUGUUUUGAUUCAAGAGAAACUGGAAGACUAUAUGUACACCAAAGAUUCUCUCACACUCAUUGGAGAAAUACAUAAAAGUCUCCCUAAGCUUUCCGAAGAUCCCAGCAUUAUAUGGCAGGAACUGAAUAAAAGAGGUUGGCAGGAAUAGAUUUUGCCGGUGGGGAUAUUGGAGCAAAUAAACAAAGCAGGAGACGGAAUCUCUAUAGGCUGAGCAACGACAGUAUUGAGAAUAAUGACAAUUUGGAUUCCAGAGUCAAUUUUUACCUUCUGUCCCAGGGUGAGAAGAGCUGUAUGUGAUUGUUGAACUAAAUAAUGUAAU
Molecule: messenger RNA, 1096 nt
Organism: Protobothrops mucrosquamatus (brown spotted pit viper)
Lineage: Eukaryota; Metazoa; Chordata; Lepidosauria; Squamata; Viperidae
Gene: CUNH8orf48
Product: chromosome unknown C8orf48 homolog
Exons: 6
Coding region: 62-925 (287 amino acids)
Source: RefSeq, a predicted model, not a curated record